This is a messenger RNA of Lasiosphaeria miniovina, 1396 nucleotides long. Its product is annotated as P-loop containing nucleoside triphosphate hydrolase protein. The record is from RefSeq and is a predicted model, not a curated record. The coding region runs from base 139 to 1029 and encodes 296 amino acids. Gene Ontology annotation, molecular function: ADP binding. The transcript is spliced from 4 exons. Lineage: Eukaryota; Fungi; Ascomycota; Sordariomycetes; Sordariales; Lasiosphaeriaceae.
GCGACGCCGUUCUUGGGCUUGUCCAGACACCACGGAAAGGUAGGGAAGGAACGCGAUGUUAUUGCCAGUUCAGUAUUGGUGUCCGAUCUACCUUCAGCUACUGCGACCUUCUUUGGCCGAUCGGAGGAGCUCGCUUUGAUGCGAGACCACCUCGAUCCUCUCAAGCCUGGCAGAAAGGGCAUGGUGCUCUUUGGUCUGGCAGGCUCUGGCAAAACACAGCUGGCCCUCAAAUUUGUACAGGUCUUCGGAAAUCGCUACUCGGCGAUCAUUUGGAUCAAUGCUUCGAGCUCACCGCAACUAUCCCAGUCGCUCACAGAGGCAGCGGAUUUUAUCAAGGCAUCAUUGUGGCCAUCCAAGGACCACCCUAAUACAUACUAUGGCAAAGAAACGGCAAAGAUAGUAACCCCACGCCUUCGCUCGACGGUUCAUAAUCGAUGGCUCCUGGUGAUUGAUAGUGUCGAUGAUAUUGAGUCGACCGAUUUCAGAAAUCUGAUACCGGAGUGCAAGCAUGGCUCUACCAUCAUAACCAGCACUCGUCGCACGGCAGCCGAGCUAUUCGAGGCGGUCGGGUUUUCUUCCCGUGAUAUCGACAGCCUAGACGAUCUGAGCGCGACUCAACUCCUUCUUGCAAGCUCAAGUCCCCUGGUAGGCGCCAGUAACCAAAACUUUGCAGCGUACCAUGAAGAGCCUGGAAAAAUUGCCCGGGAGCUAUACGGUAUUCCACUUGCGCUCGAACAAGCCGGUGCUCUGAUUCGCAAGCGCAUCGUUAGCCUCGAAAGCUUCGUCGAAAGAUACCGCACACACUAUAAAGCCCUCAUGGCAAAGAGACCAGCCCGUGGCGCCACCUCGUAUGAGAAAGGACACUCGGUACUUUCGGUCAUGUCGUUGCUAUUCUUGAGUAUCCAAAAUGAAUCUCCUGAAUCCGCCCACCUUCUCGUCGUCUUAACCGUCCUCAGCCUACGGAAGAUUCCGCUAAGCCUUCUAAAAGAAACCUAUGUCGCAGUUACCGUCGGACAAACAGGCAAUUAGAUUGCGCAUCUUGCACCGCCAGAUUCAGAUGAAACAAUUCUGAGGCUUAACGUUUCUGACUUGGUUGAUGUAUGCCUUGUGAAGCUCGAAGAGGCUCAAGGUCAAAAAGACGAGUUUCUCUCGGUCCACGGCCUUGUUUGUCAAUGGAUUGUGGACAUGCUAUUGCCAGAUCACGAAGUGGACCUGGCCCGCGUUAUUGAAGGCGUGAUCAGAUAUAUAUUGACAUCUGAGGACAGCCACAUGGCUCCAUAUCGGCCAAAGUACGAGCCGGUCAAGCAAGCAUACUAUCCCGUCCUAUGCCGAAGCAUCAGAAUUGCCGACAAGCUCAUGGGUGCUGAUAUCACGUCGCCUGAGAGCCCAUUUCGCA